AAACCAAUGUGUGGAGUCAUCUAAGUAGUCCUUGGACUGGGUUUGUUUUAAAAAAAACUAGUUAUAUAUCACCAUUUUAGAUGUGAAGAGUCAGUUGGACCGCGAAGUUUGAUCGGUCAACAUGAGAUCUGUAAUAGUUUUACUGUUUGGAAUUGCUGUAACAACAGCAGCAAAGGCUCCAUGUGUUGAAUUAAACAAUGGCGUCUUCAUGCCGGUCGUUGCCCUCGGCACAGGACGCGGGACAGCAAGCGAAUCAGCACCACUGGAUGAAGUGCGUCAGUCGGUGUAUUGGGCCAUCGAAGCUGGUUACAGGCAUGUAGACACUGCAGCCAUUUAUGGAGAUGAGCAGCAAGUUGGUGAAGGAGUGGCUCAAGCUAUAGCCAAUGGUCUGGUUACCAGGGAGGAGAUGUUUAUCACAACUAAGCUCUGGAACAAUAGACACCGCAGAGACCAAGUCGUACCCGCUCUCAAGGAAUCGCUUAGCAAACUGGGUCUGGACUAUGUUGACCUCUAUCUUAUUCAUUUCCCCAUCGCUGAAGACGACGAGGGCGCAGUCCUAAAUACAGAUUAUCUGGAAACAUGGAAAGGAAUGGAAGAUGCCAAGGACUUGGGCCUGGCAAGGUCCAUAGGUGUUUCAAACUUUAACGCGUCCCAAAUAUCCAGACUCGUCUCCAACUCCAGGAUAUGGCCAGUCGUUAAUGAAGUUGAGGUCAACCCGAGUCUAACCCAGGAGCCCUUGGUAAAACAUUGCCAGAGUCUUGGCAUUGUAGUGAUGGCGUACAGUCCGUUCGGAUUCUUGGUGUCCCGGAACAGGCCGGACGCACCACCACCAAGGGUGGAUGACCCCGCACUCGUCCAAAUGGCGCGGAAAUAUAACAAGACCACCGGUCAGAUCGUCCUGAGAUAUCUGAUCGAUCGGAAUUUAACUAUUAUACCGAAAUCCACAAACAAGGACAGAAUCAAGCAAAACAUUGACAUAUUUGAUUUUAGUCUCGCCGAGGAAGAAAUCGAUUUAAUUAAUAAAUUCAAUAAGAAUGUCCGCGUCAUUAUUCACGCGGAAUGGAUAAAAUCUGUCCAUUAUCCAUUCGAUGAUAUAAAGGUAUCUACGAGUAACAUUUAACUAUGACACGAGGAACAUUCUACAAGAGAUAUAGCAGACAACAUCAAGAACAAGUGAUUUUAUUAUGAUAAAAACUGCUUGCAUUUCCCAAGCGUUUACAAAUUAUUACUGGCACAUUUAUUAUGUUUCCUUUUUUUUUUUUUAAUAAUGACAUUAAAUAUUAAUGAAUACACAGA
This is a messenger RNA of Danaus plexippus (monarch butterfly), 1296 nucleotides long. Its product is annotated as aldo-keto reductase AKR2E4-like. Lineage: Eukaryota; Metazoa; Arthropoda; Insecta; Lepidoptera; Nymphalidae. Gene Ontology annotation, molecular function: aldose reductase (NADPH) activity. The record is from RefSeq and is a predicted model, not a curated record. The transcript has 7 exons. Bases 122 to 1120 code for a protein of 332 amino acids. Gene Ontology annotation, cellular component: cytosol.